Messenger RNA from Topomyia yanbarensis, 5651 nucleotides. It is a transcript of the gene LRR, whose product is annotated as F-actin-uncapping protein LRRC16A. The record is from RefSeq and is a predicted model, not a curated record. The coding region runs from base 24 to 4280 and encodes 1418 amino acids. Lineage: Eukaryota; Metazoa; Arthropoda; Insecta; Diptera; Culicidae. Gene Ontology annotation, biological process: regulation of Arp2/3 complex-mediated actin nucleation; cell migration. Gene Ontology annotation, cellular component: plasma membrane; lamellipodium. Gene Ontology annotation, molecular function: protein binding. The transcript is spliced from 21 exons.
UACCCUUUAUCUUUGAAAUCACAAUGUUACGCAGAAAAAGCGAUCGAACUGAAUUUAGUCUUGAAUAUGCUGGGAAAUAUUUAUCUCAAGUAUUAAUACUAAUGCAUCUUGGAGACAAUAAAAACAUUACCGAAAGUGUAAAAACGCUCUUGGGACGACACACCAAAAUUUUGGUGAAGUAUAUGGUUAAGUUGGAAACAAAAAGUGAUAAAACUGAAAAUAGAGUAUUGGUUUUUACCCCAGUUCGCGUCUAUUUGCUGACAGCAAAGGUACCUACGCGGAUUGAUUGUCAUUUUCAUUAUCUAGAUAUACAGUCGAUCGAGAGCAAAAGACCCACCCAUUUCUCAAUAACAACAAAUGACAAAACAUAUACAUUUUCAACUAUCGGAGACGCGGGAAACUUUAGUUCUAAUGCGGAUGUCAUUUUGACGGAUUUGUUGUCUGCUGUGAAACAGAUAUUUCCAACUGUGCCACUUAGAUACAUUAUUAGAAAGCUUGAAGUAAACCCAAUCGAGCGUGCGACAAUAUUUUCCGAUGAACUACGUCCAUCCGAUCCUCGUAAUGUUGGUCCGUGCGGUGGGUUUAGCAUGCAAUACGCUUGCAUGUGCGACUUUCAUACUGUACAGUAUCGAGAAGAGGUCGCUUGGGAUAUUGACACCAUAUAUUUAUCGCAUGACAAUCGCAUACUUAAUCUGCGAGAUUUUGAUCACCUUGAACAGAAGGAUCUUAUGGCAAUCGUUUCAGCUUUGGAAUAUAAUACAUUCUUCCGUGGACUAAAAAUUACCAACACGCGCCUAUCCACAGAAACUUUCGAAAGACUUCUGCACGUUUUGAAGCGCUCCAUGUGGUUGGAGGAAUUGCAUCUCGAGGCGCUUGGGUUGAGAUCCGACUUUAUUCAUAAGCUUGCUGUUGCUGUGAUAUCAAAUUCAAAUCCGGCUCUAUGCUCAAUCGAUCUAAGUCACAAUGUUAUAGAGGACAAAGGUGCAACCUAUUUUUCCGCCCUCGUGGGGCGUUUACAAAGAGGUGCUGGUCACUUAGCAGGUCCGAUUGCUAAAAUUUCCAAGGGCGUGUCCAGAUUAGCGCUCUCUCACUGUGGGUUAACAUCAAAGGGAGUGAAUCAAAUAACUCACUCCUUGUCGUUAAAUCAUAAUAUUUCCAAUUCACUGACGUAUCUCGACUUGAGUGGAAACAAUUUGAAAGAUGAUGUGAAUAAUUUAUACAACUUCCUAGCUCAACCAAACGCCAUCGAAUAUUUAGAUAUUUCCAGAACAGACACAACUUUAGAAAGUCUCUUUGGUGCUCUACUUCGAGGAUGUUCAACACAUCUUCUUCAUUUGAACGUGUCGCACAACUUAUUUGGUACGAAGAAAGGAAAAGAAAUUCCUCCCUCUUUUAAACAAUUUUUCACGAGCAGUCUAAGUUUGAAACAUUUGAACAUUGCCAAUUGCAAGCUGCCACUGGAGGCACUGAAACACCUGCUACUGGGACUCGCAUGCAACGAAUCGACAGCUGGUCUGUACUUGGACCUCAGUGGUAACUCACUUGGAUCGCAAGGUGCUCACGUGCUAGAGUCCUGUAUUCACGGUGUUCGUGUUCUAUCGAGCUUAGACAUAAGUGACAACAAUCUUGAUGCCGAGAUGGCUUCAGUGCUUACUGCCAUAGGAAAAAACCCUUCGAUUAGAGUAUUACACAUGAACAAGUGCUUUACCGGAAUGAAGUUGAAACAUAUCGCAACAGUAAUGGAUGCGUUGGUAAACUUGAUUCAGAAAGACGAUUUUCAGUUACAGGAGCUGGUUCUUUCGGAGAAUAAGCUGAAAAACGAUCUACAUAAUUUUAUAAAUGCUCUUGGUAGCAAUCAAAGCCUGCAAGUAUUAGAUAUUACCGGAAAUUUGAUGGGCGACAUUGGCGCAAGAUUGCUAGCAAAAGCGUUGCAAAUUAACAACCGUUUGAAAACGAUCUCUAUGGAUCGGAAUAACAUUACAUUGCAAGGAUACGCCGAUAUCGUGUACGCCUUAGAAAACAACUAUUCGAUGAGAAAUGUCCCCUUUCCUGUGUUUGACAUAGCCCCUUGCCUGAAGCAGCACCCGGAACGAACGGAUGCACUCAUGCGAAAAAUGCAGGAGCUUCUAUUCCGCAAUGGAUGUGGUCUGCGGAGAGGUAAUGGGCAGGGAUUUAGAUUACAACAUGGAUUUUUAUUAUCAUCAACACACCAAAUUUUGGAUAAACUUGUAGCAGAAACACAAGAAACUCUAUCUAUGCGGCAGAACUCUCUGGAAGGUAAUUUAUUAAGAUUACUGGAGGACGCCGAAAACUGCAAACAGCUUCUUCCAAAACUUCAAGAAUCGGUACGGUGUGAUCCUCAUCCCGUUGAGGUGCGAUUAGGAAAAAUGAAAACUGAACUCACAUCAGCAAUAAAAAAAUAUCUUGAGGAAACGAUGGAAACAAUGCUUCGAACAGGCAUUGAACAGUGUCCCAAAACCCUUGGAAACCAAACAGUGAUAGCAGAGCUUCGGAAAGGCUGUGAAGAAAGAUUGGUGAUAUCUGACGAGUUCUUGCAAAACUGUUUGGUAAAUAGCGCUGGCAGUGAAAUAAUAAACCGAAUUAGCGAAGUAGAGCAAUCAAUGGCUAGUUUAAUCUCUGACCGUGCAACAGAUGAGGUCUUGGAUGCAUUAACUCGCUACAAACGAGGGCUAGGAAUCGCCGACUCACCACACAGCUUUACCGAUGACCCACAAACACCGGAUGCUGCGAGAAGUCGAUCUAGUCAGGAAUCUGAUGGUGUAGUCCAUUUUGAAACCCGUGGGCUAGAUCUACCGAAAUUAGGCUUGGAUUCGCCGACUAAGCUGGAAUAUUUGAAUCUCGCAACACCACAACUACAAACUAAACGCCGUUCGGUUGCAAGAAAAGUUCGUCCCCAAUCGGUAGUCGGGCUUGGCAUAGAAAACCUGAGCCUUACCCACAUUCCAGACUUGAUGGAAACACCUUCGCCGGAACGACAUUUCAGUGUGAGCAAGGAAGAAUUAACGCCCGAGCAGCGCGAGGAUGAGUGUUGCGAUUCAAUUACUGAGCUUCCUAGUCAAUCUUUAACGCUCCAGCAUUUAGUAAAAAGUCGUCCGAAGCGCGCCAAAACUCGAGCACCCAAGAAACCUGUACUUACGACUGAGGUAACAGCACCGCUAGUCAGUGAUGGUAUAGAAGCUUUUUUCAGACCAGGCUCUGCAACUCCCUCAACCCUCACUCCGUUGGUUUCGCCGACAUCAGAGGAGUGUAGUUCAUUGUCGUUCGUCGACAGUCCCACUUUAAGUCGCGAUGAUGGUGGUAGAUUUAGUAAUGUGACUUCAGGCGAAACAACUCCUAUAUUGGAGGAAAGAAGACCAAUCAAGCUGGAGCGUGCAUCACCACUUAUGAAGAAUGUUAAUUGGACAUCACGAUCUCGGUCUACAGAUACUUUAGAGAAAGUUUCACCGUCAGUUAACAGAAAAUCUCCACUGGUCAAAAAUAGUAACGAAGCUGAAAAUGAUCGAAGCAACUCAGGCAAAACAUCUGAAAAUAAUGCAACUAAAGAAAAAUCUCCCAGCAUCGAAUCCGUUAAAAGUCAACAAUCCGAACUGCAUCGUGCAGGAAAUGGUAUCAUGAAAACACCGGUAAUUGCGCCAAAACCUCGACCAUGGUCGGUUCUUGGUCAUGAGUCAAAAAAUGAAUUUAGCGCAAACGAUUCGACGAAGACAACACCUGACGCAAUCGAUGAUGAUAUUGAUUUGGUCUUGAUAUCCGGUCAAACACCUGGUGGAUCAAUCGUCGGAAUUACGCCGGGUGCCAUUAGUGGUGGAAGCAUUGUCGGUAUCACUCGAGGUACUGCUUUGGAAAAGAAGUCAGUUAGAGAUAUGGCUGCCAGUCUGAAUAAACUAGGUGACCAGGAUAGGAGUUCAUUCGAAAAACCACCCGUCCCAGUGCCCCGGCUGAUACGCAAAGGUAGCAACGCUACAAAUAAACCCAAUGAAGACAUUUCCAGUUUAUGCGACAUUGACAGUGCAACUGUACCCAGUAGUACUGUUGAUUGUAGGAUAACAAGCAUGUCCAUACAACUGAAUCCGGACGAAGCAUAUCUGGAAACCGACGAAACCAAAGAUACCAUUAGUCCCGUGAGGCGUAUCGUGGCUGGUAAAAAAAUUACUGCAUUGUUUGAGGAGACGCUAGUUGAAGGCCUUCAGAAAUCAUCGAGGAAAACCAGUAUUCAUCGCGAGUCAAAUUACUUCAAAGACGAUUCAGUAGAUGUGUAGUACAGCGAUCAGGGUAUAGAGAUGCUCAAUCAGAUGGAGAUAGACCAUGGUUAUUGCUCGUAGCAAUCGAUAUUUCAAUAGUCGUACCAAGAUUUAUGUAGUUUUAUACCCAACUUGCGGGAUACUGCGCAAUACAUAAACAAUGUGUUACACUUUUUCAAACUCAAUUGAACAGACUGCCGUUAAGCAAGAAUUAGGGUGAUUUUAUACUAUUUGAUACUAGACCAUCAAUUACGAGAACCGCGAUAAGUCUGAAUAUAGCAUAUAUUUUAUGAAUUAUGUAUUAUUUCGGUGCGGUUAUAUGUGUAUUAAGAUGACCAAGUAUUAUUAGUUUGUUAUGUUUGUGUUUAAUUGUAAGUAUCUAUUUACUUACAAAAAAUAUCAUAUUUGCGAUUAUUAAUGAUUUUGUGCUGCCAUGAUUUUGUAACAUCGAUAAUCUAAAACACCGAGCGUAGCCAAAACAAAACUCGCGCGCAUUGAAAUUCAAAAUCAUUGAGUUCUUGUGCAUAGAUAAAUUCAUUGGCAUUUCACGCAUUCCUUCCUUUCAGCAAAAUGGUGCCAAAUGUAUGAAUCGUUUUUAUCUUUACUUUAAUUCUGAUUUCGGCGCAUUACAAAAAACGAAGAAAUGAAAACAAACUAGAAUAUAGUAUUGUGGUACCAUAUUGUUUUAAAAACAAUAGUGCAUUGCAAACAGUAAACAACGCAUUUUAUCCACUUUUAUACACGUUAGAAACAUAAGAAAAACAGCGGAAGUUACAGUACAUAAUAACACAGAGAACAGACAUAUAAGCUAGAACAAACUUUCCCGGAAAAACCUGUGUAAACAUUUAAAUGAAAAUACGUUGAAAAUCACCAUCGCAUUUAGGUUCGCAUGCGUGAGUCACUGUUAUAUCCAAGUUUGCAUACAAGUCCCGUAUAGCGCUUGCUGGCUGAUCGAAGCGCCGACCAGUGGCAAGUUGCUACUUGCUGUUGUCAUUUCAAAGCGACAGUUUAAUUUCUUACACAAGUUGAAAACUUUACUUGUAUGUCAGUUCUCAGUGAUAAUAAAGGAUACACACAAUAUACAAUCGAAUCAUAGUUCUGUACUUCACAGUUCAAAUUAAUGUACGGAGAAAUCAAGGCAUAUAGACGUGGUAUAUUUCUCACAUUUUGUCUAAGAUAUUAUAUAUAUAUUGAGGUGCUGACCUUUAUGUUGAACUAUUCGUUCCGAUACUUUCUCGUUAUAUGCAUUCCCAAAUAGUCAACGAAAACGGUAUUCACUGUGUAGCCAUUUCCAUUUGUUUGUAAUUUUUGUUUUGGUUUAGUAGGAAUUGACAGGGAGAUGAACAAUUGCCAAUAAACUUUGUAAAUUACUGCAAUAUAAUAUAUGAU